GCCAAUUGCAGAAAUCAUAUUCGAACGCCAUCUUUAUUAAUUUGUAAAAGCAUCCUUAUGUAGUGUAUAUGGCCAAUAAAAUUUUUAGUGAAAAAUUACAUUGGCAAAUUGUGUUUAUUGCUAUAUGUUACUAUUUUAUUUUACAUGGGCACAAAUAACAAAGAUUAUCAAAUAAUAAAAAACGCAGAAUUUAAAAAAGUUAUUUUAAUAAAAUGGCAAAACUUUAUUCAUAUUAUACAUUGUGUCCCCUUAUUGAUGAACAAAAUUUAUUAGGUGUUGAGAGAGAUUCAGAAACCGGAUGUGCAAUCGUAACGUUAGGAAGAAAUAUUGUAAUCCGAUAUAAGUUGCAAGAUUUAAAGCAAUUGGGUAGUUGGACUAGUAAAGAUCGAUUAACAACACAAGUUAUUUACAAUGAAAUAACACAUCAAUAUGCUGCAGUAUUUAACGAGAAAAAAAUACGUCUUUGGUCUGCUGAAGAAACAGAUUUAAAUAGCAUCAAAGGCUAUAAAUUUCAAUCUGCUUUGCAUACUAUUCUUACACUUGAAGGCUGUCCACCUGUAUUGGUACGCAAAGAUGGAGCUACUGCUUCAUUAGAAAGAGCUAUACAAAAUAGAAAAUCAUGGUCCAAGGAAGGAAUAUUAAAUAUAAAUGAAAAACUUUUAGAAUGUUAUCUAAUUCAUACUAAUGAUAAAAUAAAUUUAUGUAUGUUAACUGAAAUUGAAGGAACAUACCAUUGUGUUAUAGUUAAGCUAAAUAAUGACACCUAUACUGAAGAAAAGGAUUAUAUGAAAAGAAUAGAAUUGAAACGAAGAGCAGAAGAAUUAGUUGGCCAUACAAUACUGCAAAGUAAAAAUAAAGCUUGUCUUUUAACAUUAUGGUCACAUGGUAGAUUAUAUAGUCAUCCUUUAGUGGAAACAAAUAAUGAAAGUGGUUUAAGUAUAUUAAUUGGUAUUAUUACUAAUAUUAAUACUAAACAUCCUGUAAUUAUGACAUCUCUAAAUGACGCAACUAUAGCAGUUUAUGGAGCUGAUGUUUCUGAAGAAGGGGCCAUAUUAAUGAUUUACAAUGUACAAUUCAAAUUAAUACAAGAUGCACAGAAAUUGAAAUUAUAUACAAAAGAUGCAAAACUAUGGAAAAUUGAGGAUAAAUUAUUGCUUGCUGCUAAUAGACAUUUAGCAAUUGCACCUUUUCAUUUAGCACCUCAGAAAAUAGCAACUUUACUUGGAUCAUCCUUACGUUUUAAAAAUGAUGAUGAUAAUAUUGAAAAUAAUGAAAUUGUUGUAAUACAAGAGUCAACAAUAACCCAAUGGGAAAAGAAUGGAAAAGCUUCUAUUAAACCAAAAAUCCAUAUUCCAAUUAAAAUUUCUGAACAAGUGUCAUCUUACAUAAGUGAAGGAUUGAGUGAUGCUGCAAUACAAGAAAUAUUAAUCCCACAAUUAAUAGAGUCCAAAGAUGUAGAAGCAAUUAUAUGGUGUUUAAAUAAUUUUAAAGAUUUACCAGAAAAAUUAUUAACUGAUCUUUUAAUUUUUGCACUAAGAAAUCCUGAUGAAACAUUUUUACCAUUACAGAAUGGUACAGAUCAUAAUUUGAUAACCAAAAACUUAUAUUCAAGAAAUAAUUUUCUUGAUAAAAUUUUUAGUCUUACUUAUUCUGAUAUUUUUUUAUCCUCAUUUCUUAAAAGUGGUUUGAAUUUUAAUGAAAUUCUUCGAUUAUUACAUUAUUUAAUACAAAAAUUAGAUGCUGAAGAUUUUUAUCAUGAUAUUGCACAGCAACCAACCGAUAAACAAUUGUAUGAAUGGUCCAGUCUUUUGUUAGAAUCUCAUUAUCAACAUUAUGUAUUAUCACAAGAUCCAGAAGUAUCACUGCUACUUAAUAAACUUAAUUAUGUUUUAGAUAAUCAUUUACAAGUAUUUAAAGAUAUGGAAAACAUGAGACCCAUUUUAAUAAGAACAAUUAAUGGGAAGUCAUCUAAACUAAUACAAAAAAAUUGUAAUAAAUUUUAUACAAUAGAAGAAAUAAAACUCUAUUAAUAAUGUAACAUAAAAUAAUUUCUAAUAAUAAUUCAAAUGUAUACAUGUAAAUAUCUUUAACAUUAAUUAUUUCUUACAACAUUGUUAAUAUGUAAAUAAAAUUGUAAAAUACUUUUAAAUAUUAUAUAUAUAUAACUUAAUAAUGCAUUUUUAGAAAAAGAUUAAAAAUAAUAUAUAUAAAAACAAAAACUGGAAAUAAAGAAUUUUUAUUUUUAUUCAUAUCUACAGAAUUACAUUUACUGCAAUGAAAUGCACACAAAUAUUAAAUAUCUUGUACCAAUUUUGAUUGGCAAUUUAAUCUCAAUUUCUUGAAAAAAA
Molecule: messenger RNA, 2348 nt
Organism: Apis mellifera (honey bee)
Lineage: Eukaryota; Metazoa; Arthropoda; Insecta; Hymenoptera; Apidae
Product: nucleolar protein 11
Exons: 4
Coding region: 213-2030 (605 amino acids)
Biological process (GO): maturation of SSU-rRNA
Cellular component (GO): nucleolus; nucleus
Molecular function (GO): RNA binding
Source: RefSeq, a predicted model, not a curated record